This is a messenger RNA of Diospyros lotus (date-plum), 3302 nucleotides long. RefSeq names its product 3-ketoacyl-CoA synthase 6-like. Bases 1558 to 3027 code for a protein of 489 amino acids. Gene Ontology annotation, biological process: fatty acid biosynthetic process. Gene Ontology annotation, cellular component: membrane. The record is from RefSeq and is a predicted model, not a curated record. Lineage: Eukaryota; Viridiplantae; Streptophyta; Magnoliopsida; Ericales; Ebenaceae. The transcript has a single exon. Gene Ontology annotation, molecular function: acyltransferase activity, transferring groups other than amino-acyl groups.
GGCACAUUAAGUGUCACAUUUAUCGAGGAUCAAUUAUUAUAUUAAACUCUAAAUGUUAGAAAUUUUAAAAUCGCAAGAAAAUAUUGGUGAUGCAAAGAUAGAUUUACAAGUUUAUUCCAUGAGAGCUUGAAUGCUUAAAUUAACUAAUGUCGGAUAUAAAAUAACAAUGGUAACUUAUUGUAACAAAGAGGUUAGAGAUGUCUUGCCACAUAUUUCAAGUUUAGCCCUUUUAUAAAUUCUAAAUCUUAAUUUUUAUUUUUAUUUUUAUAUUUAGGGAGGGUUUAAUCUCCUUCGUAGUUUAUUACUUGUUGGAUCUUAUGGGAGAUAACUCUUAAUUUUGUAGGAAUCCUUUGAAUUCUCAACGAUCAUUUCUUUCAUUCUCCACAAACAUGUGUAAUUGAGACAGAUCUCCUUCUCAUUUGUAUCUUUAAUAUUAAUAUUGUUAAUAAAAUAUUUAUUUUUGUAAGAAUUAUCUAAAACAAUAUAUUAAUUAAAGAGGAGUGGUGAAUAGAUAUUUCACUUGUUCAAAUUAGGAUAUGGCCAUCUUUAAUAUUAGGGUUCUUAUUUGUAGGAAUAUCAUUUUUUAUAUUAAAAUUAAAUACGGCAGAAGGUCAGAAGCCUAACUUUCAACAACCCCCCAAUAGGACCAGAGGAAGUUGGAGAAUUUGCUAAGACUCCAAAAUACUAAAUAAAUAAACAGAAGAUAUUCAAUACUUUUGUAUGAGAGAGAGCUUCCAGGGUUGAAAUGUUGUGGAGGAAAUCUGCCGGGGUUCUUUGAAGUUGGUAGAGCCAAUUUACUCAAUGUAGGAUUUCUCCUGGUGCCCGUAUGGCCCAAAAAUAAAUAAAUACCCAUUUAUUAGCAUUUAUCAAGGAUGACUAACUGCUAUUUUGAUUGUUGCUGAGUUUUUUUUUUUUUUAUCUUUGAUCCAUUUUGUUUAUGGGCUAAUUAUCUAGUACGUUUUCAUCCUUUCUAUUAUUAUUUGGGCUGAAGCUUAUUUUAUUUUUAAUUUUACUGGAUUGUUAGUUUAUAUUUUGACUUUUCCCGUAAAAACAUAGCCUUAAUAGCCUAAUAUUUGACGUGUUUCUGGCCAAUUUGAACUCCAUAAAAAUGUUAUUUAGAGACACUCAUAGGUUACAUAAUAAAAUAUAUAGUAUAUCAAUGCAAUAAUAUCAGUCCAAACAACAUUUUCGGGCUUCUAGUGGGAUUUUUCAAAAUGAAUGCAUAAUAAUUCAUUCAUUCAAAAACAGCUUAACACAAUUCAAAAACUGGUUGGGUUGAAAAGAAACCAAAUUAUAAACAACCGAACAAUUCCCUCAACUUCUUUGCGACCCUAUUGGUUGGAAGAUUAAAUGCUUGCAGAGUGGCUAAUUAGAACUUUAAAAAAAUCCAGCUAAGAGACCGUUGUCUGACGUGAAAUUUCUUCAUUAAAUCCUCUCAUCUGCCUCCAUUCAUUGCCCCUCUUCCCUCUCACCCUCUAUAAAUCUCCCACCUUCCUCUCCUCUCUCUUCAUACAUACAACUCUUUCUUUCCCCCCCCCCCGGAAAAUUUGCCAAAACAUGUCUGGCUCGGUGAAGCUCAAGUAUGUCAAACUUGGGUACCAACACCUUGUCAAUAACUUCCUCUACUGCUUGCUAAUACCAAUCAUGGUUGCCAUAUCCGUUCAUCUUCUCAGGCUGGGGCCGGAAGAAAUAUUAAACUUCUGGCAAUCACUGGAGCUUAAUCUCGUUCAAAUUCUCUGCUCUUCCUUCCUCAUCAUCUUCAUAUCAACUGUCUUCUUCAUGUCCAGGCCUCGAUCCAUUUACUUAGUCGACUACGCCUGUUAUAAGCCUCCCAUCAGUUGCCGAGUACCCUUCUCCACCUUCAUGGAACAUUCCAGGUUGAUCCUCAAAGACAGCCCCAAGAGCGUAGAGUUCCAAAUGCGGAUUCUCGAAAGGUCUGGCCUCGGAGAAGAAACCUGCUUGCCGCCGGCAAUUCACUAUAUUCCUCCCAACCCAACCAUGGAAUCCGCCAGAGGUGAGGCCGAGCUCGUCAUAUUCUCCGCCAUUGAUUCCUUGUUGAAGAAGACCGGUGUCAAUCCCAAGGACAUAGACAUUCUCAUCGUGAACUGCAGCCUCUUCUCGCCCACACCGUCGCUGUCCGCUAUGGUGGUGAACAAGUACAAGCUCCGGAGUAAUGUAAAGAGCUUUAACUUGUCCGGAAUGGGCUGCAGCGCUGGGCUGAUAUCCAUUGAUCUGGCGAGAGAUCUUCUUCAAGUUCAUCCCAAUUCCUAUGCCCUUGUUAUUAGCACGGAGAUCAUCACUCCCAAUUACUAUCAAGGCCAGGACCGAGCCAUGCUUCUGCCAAAUUGCCUGUUCCGAAUGGGUUGCGCCGCCAUUCUGUUAUCGAACAAGAGACGCGAGCGGGUUCGGUCAAAGUAUCGGUUGCUUCAUGUCGUCCGAACCCACAAGGGCGCGGAAGACAAAUCCUACAAGUGCGUGUUCGAAGAAGAAGACGAGCAAAGCAAAGUCGGCAUCAGGCUAUCCAAAGACCUCAUGGUCAUCGCCGGGGAGGCGCUGAAGUCCAACAUAACCACCAUUGGACCACUGGUUCUGCCGGCCUCUGAGCAGCUCCUCUUCCUCUUCACCCUCAUCGGCCGGAAAAUCUUCAACCCUAAAUGGAAGCCCUACAUUCCCGACUUCAAGCUUGCCUUCGAACACUUCUGCAUCCACGCCGGCGGCCGGGCGGUGAUCGACGAGCUCCAGAAGAACCUCCAGCUAUCGCAGGAGCACGUGGAGGCAUCAAGAAUGACGCUCCACCGAUUCGGCAACACUUCUUCGUCUUCAUUAUGGUAUGAACUAAACUACAUUGAAGCUAAAGGAAGGAUGAAAAAGGGGGAUAGGAUCUGGCAGAUUGGAUUUGGAAGUGGGUUUAAGUGUAACAGUGCAGUUUGGAAGUGUAAUCGGAGCAUUAGUGCUCCGAUUGAAGGUCCAUGGCAAGACUGUGUUGAUAGGUACCCAGUCCAUAUUCCAGAGAUUCUGAAGCUCUAAGAUGUUAAACUAGCUAGCUACUGCGCAUUAUAUGCAUUAAUGGCGAGAAGGUGUUGCAUGUGAACUUGCUAUUGGAAAAACACGAUUCAUCUUUCUCUGCCAAAGUUUGCUUGCAGAAACUCUGCAUAGCAUUUAGUUCUCUAGUUGUCAUAAGAUCGCUUGUUGAUGCUCUUUGCUGCGUCAAUAAAGGCUGCGACUUUUCAUCUGUACAUGCAUGCAGCAUCAGAAAUAACUUUUGACAAUUGACAUUUACUUUUGGUUGACAAUUGUGGAUC